GCCCACAGCCCGUGCCCGCCCGCGUCGUGCUCCCCACUUGUUCCCAGGGGAGCCGGCGGGUCUGGAGCCUGGAGGCGUCGGGCGCACACACGCUGGCUGGGCUCUGACUCUCCCGGUUCCUCCCUUCCUUUCCUCUGUCCUCCCCUCUCCCGGCCAACCCCGCGUUCUUUCUGCUCCGUGUCCUGACCGCCUCUUGUCACUGGCCUCCGCGUCAGUCCGUCCCUCUCUAACAGUGGCUUUUCCUUCACGGCAGUUACCGUGUCGGUCAGGCUGCACCCCUUUUCUCCUUGGGGCCUGGCUGUCAGUGCUUCUGUCUCCUGCACUGGGAAGGGCCAGGCUCCCGUCUGCCUGUGACCCUGAGCUGGAUGAAAGGCCCCUGGGCGGGCUCCCUGUCGGCUCCUCCCUCGGCCAGAGGACACUUCUGUAGAGCAGGCUGCUGCUGGCCUCCCCUGCCCUCUGGAGCCUCUCCAGGCUUGCAGUCCUGCUCGUGGCUUUCACGCUGCAUAGCCUGGCUCCCUCUUCCCCCUCUCACAGCGCUGCAGGCCUUCCUCUCUCUCCUGGGCCUGGGGUCACGUUGUCCUCUCUCACUCUGCAUUGCUUCGGACAACAUCCCGAAAGCAGAUGAGAUCCGGACCCUGAUCAAGGACGUGUGGGACACUCGCAUAGCCAAGUUCCGGGUGUCUGCCGACAGCUUCGUGAGGCAGCAGGAGGCACACGCCAAGCUGGAUAACUUGACCCUGAUGGAGAUCAACACCAGCGGGGCUUUCCUCACACAAGCGCUCAACCACAUGUACAAACUCCGCACAAACCUGCAACCUUCGGACAGCGCCCAGUCUCAGGACUUCUAGGCAGGGACUGCCUUGUCCAGGCCCGCGUCUGCUGGUAGGAGGCGCACCAGGCGGCGUGAGCGUUCAGGACAUGACAGAGAUGCUCACGUUUCUGGAAAUCUAGACCACCUGUGAAUCUACGAAAAAAAAGUGCAGUGAAGGAAGGAAUGGUUUUAUAACCUGGUUGGAAAGCAACAGGCUUAUGCUCAGUCGAGACAUUCUGUAAUUCCUCAUCUGUGUCUGGGAGCCAGCUGCCUUUUACGGGGGAAGAAAAAGCACCGGCCGAAUGAGCGCAUUCCCCCAGUCUCCUGCACGGGACGGUCGUGUGCCGCUGAGUGUUCAGUGAUGGCGGGUGUUGCUUUUAAGAUAAGAUACGGCAGGACGGUGAUGUGGCCACGGCCUUUCUCUUGGGCUAUAUUCAGAGUCUUCUUCAGAGACUGUUCACACAGUGCGGGACAGCAGAUGAGCACUCGGCUAGUGAUGGUGACCCGUGCUUCUCAUUAAGCCCCGGUACACAAUAAAGGUGGAAUCUCCCA
Molecule: messenger RNA, 1363 nt
Organism: Cervus elaphus (red deer)
Lineage: Eukaryota; Metazoa; Chordata; Mammalia; Artiodactyla; Cervidae
Gene: GINS2
Product: GINS complex subunit 2
Exons: 3
Coding region: 366-848 (160 amino acids)
Biological process (GO): double-strand break repair via break-induced replication; DNA replication
Cellular component (GO): nucleus; GINS complex
Source: RefSeq, a predicted model, not a curated record